Messenger RNA from Rotaria sp. Silwood1, 507 nucleotides. The record is from the annotation of a GenBank genome assembly. Lineage: Eukaryota; Metazoa; Rotifera; Eurotatoria; Philodinida; Philodinidae.
AUGGCAACUGAUCCAGCAUAUAUGUCAGCAUCUGUAAAAUCUUAUCCAUUUUCAAUGUCAGAUAAAUUGGCACUAACUAAAGAAGAAAUCAUUGUUAAAGAUGAUGAAUUGACAUGGGAUGAACGAUGCCAUAAUUGUCGUGUUUCGUGUUAUAAUCCAAAAUAUCGGGGAGUUUGUGGAAGAGAUGGUUUAUCAUGGGCUAAAAUAACUCUUUGCUAUUUUUUAUGGUUUAUGUUUAUGGCUGUUAUAUGUGCAUCAUUUGUUGGAAUUUUUAUGGCUAUUAUUGAUAAACGUAUACCACCCUAUAGAGGAAAUUCAAGUGCUAUUGCUUUAGAUACAUCUCGACCAAAUCCUGGUCUUGGUUUUCGUCCUCAAAUAAGUGUACAAAAAGCAUUAAUAAAAUAUCGUUCAUCUCAUCGUGAUACAUUUGAUUAUCGUCAUGAUUGGGGUGAAUAUAAAGAACAAUUAGAUGAAUUUUUAGCUUAUUAUACAGAAGCUGAUAUUUGA